Molecule: messenger RNA, 6438 nt
Organism: Sabethes cyaneus
Lineage: Eukaryota; Metazoa; Arthropoda; Insecta; Diptera; Culicidae
Product: HEAT repeat-containing protein 1 homolog
Exons: 5
Coding region: 102-6374 (2090 amino acids)
Biological process (GO): positive regulation of transcription by RNA polymerase I; maturation of SSU-rRNA from tricistronic rRNA transcript (SSU-rRNA, 5.8S rRNA, LSU-rRNA)
Cellular component (GO): t-UTP complex; small-subunit processome; 90S preribosome
Molecular function (GO): snoRNA binding
Source: RefSeq, a predicted model, not a curated record
UCGCAGCGGUUCGCACGUGUUAAGCCUAGUUUAGGUUUUGUGAAGUAUAGUUUGAAUUUAUCAUAAAUUAAUCUACAAAAAAGUGCUUAAAUUGCUUCAAAAUGACCACCGGUUUGCAAGCGCAGCUGCAGCGGCUUGCAGCACCACAAACUUCGAUUCUAUACGACAGUCGCAAGAAGUUUUCGAUUCUGUUCAAGGAUGGUGAAGCCGCUAACAAGGAUCGUGAAGUAAUCUACGAUAUCGGUGUCAGCGGGCUGGGAGAACUGAUUCAGCUAAAUUCAAGUUUUGCCUAUUUCGAGGAUACGUUGUUUGACAAAACGUCAAUCGGUUUGCAGCGAGCAGUGGAAAAUAAGGAAUUGAAUCAAAAGUUAGAUGCUAACAUAAGAAAGUUUUUCUUCCAUUUGUCGCCCUACUUUAUGCUGCGACCUGCUCACAAAUGUUUGGAGUGGCUUAUCCGGCGGUUUCACAUUAACGAGUACAAUCGAGAGGAUUUCGUCAACCUGAUUCUGCCUUAUCACGAGACAAUAAUCUUCGUUCGAUGUGUGCAAACUCUUACAAUUUCUGGCGACAAAGAUCCAUUCUACUGGUUGAACGGUGUAAAGAAGAAGGGUGUUCCCCUGUCGAAAAAGGCGAUUAUUAAUCAUGCCUCUGGGCGGCUGGGAUUUCUCAGUACCUAUGGAAAGUUUCUGGUACAGGCGGUGAAUGAGUUGGACAAUAAGGCCAACGUCUUGCAGGCCAUGAUUGCCUUCUACUGUACGACGACUAUUGGUGUGCUGGAUGGAUUAGAGACGGUCGGGGAAGAUUUCGUCGCCGCUAUACUGCGCACGCUGGUGAAAGGAAUUAGUUCAAAGGCGGUUGAUUUUACCGCAGCCAGUUAUAUGACGAUCGGUCAUUUGGUUACUAAGGCUACCCUGGCUCGUAAGACUCUGGAAUCGUUGCUGGUUAGGUUGUGCAACGGAAUGCACCUUUCGCUCGUGGGCAAUGCUGUCAUGCUGAUGGUGCUGAUUGUUCAAACUCAGAAGGAGCAGCUGGGAGAACUUUCGGACGAUGUUGUCGGUUCCAUUUUGGCCACCAAAUGGUUAACACAAACGUUGGCCGCAGUGAAAAAGGAAGGAGUCAGUGUAAUUGUACUGAUUGAAGUUUUGCUGGAGAACUGCUUGCGAAAGAUUUGCCGGCAGCAAGCGGAUUUGGAAUUGUGUAAAAAGUUUUGCGAAGAAUUGUUGCAGGAAGUGACACUGAACGAGGAGGAAUCAGAAGUCAUUAUUCAAUGCAUUCUGGAUUCGUAUUUUCGCAAAGUGGAAAAAGCUCCAGCUUCCAGUGUCAGUUCAAGCGACGAUAAAGCCUCCGAAGUGAUUAGUUUAGAUUCAGAAGACGAAGAUUUUGAACGGAAAGACGAUAACGUUACCCGUUGGUAUUCGGAUUUUCUGCGGCAGCUGGAAAUUCAGUACCCAAAUGCAUUUGAUCGAACUGUGAAGCGGGUUAUGAAAGGCCAAGGAAACUUUUCUCAGAACAAACGGAACGCGUUGCGAAAUGUGCUUGGCUUUCUGAUGCGAGUAUCUUGUGAUGAAAUGGAAACGAAUGUAUUUGAAAAUUUGUUCCAUUACGAUGUUGACCGUAGAACGGAUGCCGUUCGUUAUUUGGUGGAUAAUUUCCAAAGCAUAAGUCUGAAGAAUGAAGGAAGUAUGGACUUAGUUAGCGAUAGCAUUUACGAACGCUUAGAGGAUGAUAAGCCCGAAGUAGUAGCGGAGGUGCUCAAGUUGAAAGUUGUAGAUUUAGUGCAGCUAAUUGGAAAAGACCGGCUAAUUGAAAAACUCUCCAAAAUUAGUUUGAAAUGCCUUCGAUAUAUGGACAGGUGGGAGUCUGUAACGCCGGAAGUGAUCAAACUGCUAACCAACAGAAUAGUUUACGAGAAGACUAAUGUAAACAAGAUCAUUAUUGCAUUGUAUCCUUUCCUGUUCCCACCGGAGGGUGAUGUUCUGGGCGAGAAAAUUGCCAUGCUUGUCUUGAGCACAGAAUUUUCCAAAAAAUACAAUAUUUUAAUGCUUUCAACAAAUCAGAUGGAGAACAUAGAUUGUAACUCAAUUUUGAAUACACUAGAGGAAAUAGUUGGAACUGGGCAACACUUUCACGCCAUCCAGGUUUGCUUCAAUGUGUUGCUAGUGACCUCGUCACUACCACCCAAUGCUUCCGUCAAGUUGGCCACUCGAGUGUUUCGGUUUGCUAAUCGUCUGCUGAGUGGAAAGUUUAAAUAUGCUCCGUCGUCCAGCUUGAAAUGCCUGAAAUCCAAUCGUUUGCCGAUGGAUAUUCAUGUAAUCAUCAGUGGUUAUCUGAUAGAACGUGUGCAAUUUGACACGCAGAAUGUGAAUCUUUCCAACCAGACAGAAUCGUUUAGCUUGCAAUUGAAGGUGUAUCAACUGCUUGUCGAGAAGUACUUUGAAAUGAAAGAUGAACACGGUGAAAUCAAAAAGGUCUACGGAAAGGAGUUGAGUAAAUUUUUGAAGAAGCUGUAUCCGGUUGUCGAAGAUAGGAUUGAAUUUUUAACGCGCUUUUAUACUGCACAUUUGAUUGAAACCGAAUCGUCGGAGGGUGAUAAUAAAUCAACUGUCAUUGGACCGGAGCUGCAGAUUAGAACGUUCCAGCUGCUGAAUGCAAUGAUCGUGCAAACUGGAUGCACCAUGAGCUUCGAUAUCUUUCUUAACGUUAUGUUGGGUCUAACCUCCGAUUCGUCGGUAGUUCGUGAGUGUGCCGUUAACACAUUGGAACUCCUGGCAAAGGGGAGAAACGUCAAAAGCAAUUCGACGCUCGAAGCGUUUCUUACGACGCUGUUGAAACGUCGCGAAGAGCUGGCAAUGGAUGGGGAACAGCUUUCGCUGGUGCUCUUCACAAUAUUUUCCCGUAAUAAAUCCGGCUCGCUGGAGUACGUGCUGGAGCAACUAAUGAAAAACGUUGCCAAUUGUCCGCUGUACUUGGCCGCUGGAAUUCUGGAUAUGCUAAAGCUGGUUGAUUCUGAGGAGAUUUUUGCAAAGGCCGUAUUUCGCGGAAAUCAAAUACUGGACAGGGUCAAGCAGCAAGAUCACCUGGGCAAUAUCUUCGAUAUUUAUGAAUCCAGAUUUCUUAGACUUCUGGUAGCUAGAAUUAACGUGAAUCUAGGAAUCACCGUUUAUGAAAAGUUCCUUCAAUUUGGGCUUUCGAGUCAUGUGCCGCUGAAAAGUGCAGAUGGCAAAUAUUGCUCUACGGCUAUUCUACUGACAGACAUCAUUGACGAAGAGCUCUUUGGAUCCUUAUCCGAAAUGAAUAUCGUAAAAUUACUUCGAAUGAUAGUGGACGCAGCUACUACGGCUCAGAAUCCUGAAACUGUUGCAGCGGCAGGAAGGUUCUUCAAAAAUCAAACACUGGAUGGUGGUUGGAUGCUGGAAAUGUUGGAUGCAAUGAAAAACCAGCAAAAAAAUCAGGGAAAAAAUAAAAGGAAAUCUGGAGAUGUAGCUGUUUUACCUGAUUCCGCGAGUUGGAAACGAGGAAUAACGCUUCUGGAAUUACUCCAGAAUAGAAAACGACUGAUAAACAGAGCAGCACUAGUUCCAAAGUUAUUUGAAAUUCUAAAGUUAUGUUUGGACUUUGAGGAGCAAUCCGGAGUGGAAUAUGUGAAACAAAUGAUUUUGUCUUUACUUUUGCAUUGUUGUACGGACGCAGCCGCUGCUCCCGAGCAGGAAGCUCUGUCCGGUAGUGCAUUCAUAGUUGAACUGAUAGUUCAGUGCAUUCGAGGAACUCAAAAUCCUCAAACACAUCACCAUGCGCUGCUACUGCUAGCACACGUGGCACACCUUGUACCCGAUCAGGUGUUGCAAAAUAUGAUGGAAAUAUUCACCUUCAUGGGUUCGUCCGUUGUUCGACAUGAUGACGUAUACAGCAUCCAAAUCAUUUCAAAAAUAAUCGAAACAAUAAUACCCACAUUGGCAAGUGGCAGAGAGUCCGGCGAUGGCCAUUCAGAUCAAGAACGAGUUGUACCAAUUUUAAAAAUAUUCUCUGACGUUAUUCUGGAUGUUCCCGAGCACAGACGUGUUCCGUUGUACUCUAAGCUAAUCCAAACACUUGGACCGUCCGACUAUUUGUGGAUGUUCCUAGGAGUUUUGCUCGAGUCGGAUGUAAUUAAAGGCGGUAAAAAAGCGGAAGAAGAGUCUGAGAAAAGAGCUGGCAAAAAGAAGCACCGAAUUGAGCCCGAAUACUCACCAAACUUUACCAAACGUCUCGAAAUCGCAAUGAACAUUGUUCGAGAGUUUGAACCAUCGGUGAUUGUUGAAACUUGCACCCAAAUAUUGAAAUACAUUCAACAGCUUCCGGUACAAAUUGAUACGAAAAAGUCUAGUAUGGAGGUUGACGCUAUAGACACAGAAAUCUUCAGCAUUGAUAGUCAUACGAAUAAACAACUGCGGCAUUAUCGGUAUUCCAGCUGUCUAUUUGUCGGAACACUCAUAAAGUCGACUCACGUGAUAAACAAAAUCGCACUUCUAAAUGAAGAGGAAACUAUCGCAAUGAAGGUGUGCUAUCGUGAUUUGAUUGUAGGCAGCUUAGCGUACGUCAAUGUUGUAGCCAAAAUGGUAGAUCGUGCCCGCAGUGAAAACGACGACCGGGAAAAAAGUUACUGGGAAAUUUCGCUGGUCAGAUGUUAUGAAAUUUUGGAGGGCGUUAUUGCUCUGCUGGCACCCGACAUGAUGAUCACCGUAUUCAGUGGAUUGCUGAAGCAUCGAACUUUGUUGAUCCGCUUGAAAGUUAUUGACAUUUUUAACAGGAAACUACAGUACAGUCAAGAUUAUUUCGAUGAAACUCACCAUUCGAGGCUUCUCGAGCUACUUAACCCACUGAUGCAACUAGUAAAGGAGAUUUUUGCCGAAGACAACGUUAUUGGGAGUACAUCGGCAAGAUUUAAAAUCGCUCAGGAAACAUAUUUAACUUUCAAACAUCUAUCAAAGAUCUUAGCUCACUCAAAUCCAGCCCCAUUUAAACCAAUUCUAGCUGGGUGUGUUGAAGAGUUGCAUGACUACAAGAAAAAUCCAAAUCCUCAACUACUGGCGUCGUUAAUACUGUGUCUUGGAGAAGUUAGCGUGAAUGUUGGUGCUCACUCUAUUCCGUUUCUACCAAAGUACGUCCCAAUACUUACGAAAUUCAUUGCUCGUCAAGUACAAGCAGAGGAAACUUUCGAUAUACUAACCAGCAGCAUUGUUACAUCAAUUCUGAAAAUUAUCGAUGCAUUGGCUCGCUUCCUCAGUCCGUACUUGAAAGCAAUCAUCGUGGGAGUUUCCAAACUGCAUGCAAAACUUUCGGGUAAAAAUGACCCACGCCUAUCGAAUGUAUCUUCGAGACUGUCUCAAAUCUGGGAAAAACUUGCCACUUCAAUUCCGCUUCGCGUUCUGCUACCUGCAAUCGAAGAAGCGUACGGUGACCUCGUUAAUGACGCAGCCUUGGAUGCAAUUGGACCACUGAUGAAACUUUUAUCCAUUUCAUUCGACAACAUCCAAACAAGCGAGUUCAAUUCGAUGCAGUCAGAGCUGUCGGAUUUCUUUUUAUCCGCACUGCAGUUCCGAUGUGAUAAUUCAUCCAGCAAUAAAUUUCUUCCACAUUCGAUUGAUAUUGCCGAAGAACACGUGAUUAAAGCUUUUGUUGUACUGAUUUUAAAGCUAUCGGAAAGUACCUUCCGCCCGCUCUAUUAUAAGGUAUUUGAAUGGGCCAACCGUGAAUCGUCUAGUAACGACCGUGCCAUCACAUUCUUCAACCUAUCCAGUCAUGUGGCGGACGCGUUGAAGCAUCUGUUCGUUCUAUUCGCAAGCGAGCUGAUAACAAAUGCUGCUAAACUACUGGAAGCCACAAAUUCCAGCAAAACAUCGGAAGAACCGUACUUCGCAGAACCGAAGAAAAAUGUAACCCUUGUAAGAUACAUCCUGCGCACAUUGCUGAGUGUUUUCGUGAACGACAAUCAAAAUUUUAUAAAUUCAAUACGCUUUGAUACGCUUCUUCAACCAAUUGUCGAUCAACUGGAAAACGCGACCGUAUUCGAAGAUGAGGAAGUACGUCGACUGGUGGUUGACUGUUUGGCCCAGCUAGCGGUGGCCGUUGCCGAUGACACUCUUUGGCGACAGCUCAACCAUCAGGUGCUGCUCAAAACAAGAAAUAAUGAUUCGGAAGUGAGGUUGUUUGCCCUGGAAGCCUGCAAGCAGAUUGCGCUAAAGAUCGGAGAAAAUUUUGCUCCGCUACUGCCGGAAAGCAUUCCAUUUUUGGCCGAACUGCUCGAGGAUGAGAACGAAACGGUGGAAAAGGCUGUAAAGAAGACGAUCCGGGAAAUCGAAAAAGUCACUGGAGAACCACUGCAUAAAUACAUGUAAUGCGGGUGGUAGUUGCAGUAGGCUUUGGGUAACAAACGAGUUUCGAUUAGAAGUGGCAAUGUUU